Messenger RNA from Sesamum indicum (sesame), 2208 nucleotides. Its product is annotated as RING/U-box superfamily protein. Lineage: Eukaryota; Viridiplantae; Streptophyta; Magnoliopsida; Lamiales; Pedaliaceae. The record is from RefSeq and is a predicted model, not a curated record.
AAAUAUGCCUGCAAUCAUUUACUGUAAAACUAGUACAGUUAGCUUUGAAAUGCAAUAAUUAUCAUCAACCUCUGGAUCUGAAUGUUGUAGCGGAUAAUCACAUACUCCCAGUACUUGCAGCAGAUCUUUCUUCCGCAUCAAGGCCGUUCAGUUCAUCUGAAUGAUGAGUGAGUGAGUGAAGAGAAAUGGGUUUGAGCAGUAGCAAGCACAAUGCGCCUGGCCCAUCACCUCCUUCUUCUUCAUCGUCAUCUUCUGGAGCUGUUGUACGGAGGAGCCGAUCCACCAGAAGCAGAGUUUUGAAGUCGUCUUGUCUCCGAUCUCACCGCUCUGAUAAUGAUGAACCCCAGGUGGUCUCUGAUUGCACAAGUGAAGAAAAUGGCAAGACCGUCUCUUGUCCAAGUCAAAAUAAAUCUGGUUCUUGCCAAGUUUCAGCUGAAUGUUACAUGACAGAUAAAGCUGAGGAGAGUAAUGAAACGAACUGUAUGAACUCCGGGAUUGAGCUCAAUGAGUGGGGUGAAUCAAGCUUCACCAAUACAGUGUCUAGAGAAGGCAAUACUUCUAGGGAUUUCUCCUCUAGAUCACUGAAUCCUCCAAGUCGGUUCCUUUCUCGUUUCAGUUUCUAUCCUGGAAACUUAAGCUUCCGUCUAACCAGAGCAAGCAGUUUGGGGUCUGCAAGAUCUUAUCCUGCAUCUUCUACAGGUUUUACGAUUUCGCAUGAAGAAGAAGAAGAAGAAUGUGCUGGUCCUUCCAGUAGUUCGGUAAAUAGAAAUUAUAGGCCACAAGGUUGUGAUUUCUUUCCUGCUUGUUUCAGCAACAGAUCUCCGAGGACACGAGAUGAAGAUUGUACAUCUAAUUCAAGUCCUGAUCUCUCUGAUAAUUUUCAAGAUGGUCGGCAAUUAAAUUCUGGUCAUGAUGUCUUGAGGAGUAGAAAUGAUGCAAGAGUAGACUGUAGUCCAAAUUUAUUCUCUCCUAUAAAUCACAUUAACUCUGACGGUGCUGGGAUAAGACAUGCCGAAAGAAGGUUCACUGCCCGAGAACCUGUAGAACGAAAUGUUCGCUUUAGUAGAACUUUAAGUGUUGGUAGACUUCGUGACAGAGUUCUUCGCAGAACCCCUGCUGCUGAUAUGGAUUUAUAUCAUUUUCAACAAGACAGGGAAGUCGGACUUACUCGCCAUGUUACUGGGAGACAGGGUCUAGGCCAUGCAGAAACAGAAGCAACAUCUGAUGAUAAUAACUUCAAUCAGCAGGUUUCCUCUGAUAAUGUCCCAUCUAAUUUCUCUAACCCUUUUUAUGGUAGUCAAAGUUAUGUGUAUGAAACCCCACGUGCAAGAGAGACCAGGUACCGUGAUCUACUGGAACAUAGAUCAAAUUUUCUUGAACGCAGAAGAAGAAUAAGAUCUCAGGUGCGUGCGCUUCAGCGACUAGGAAGCCGCUUCGAGAACCUGUCUGUUCAUGAGAGGUCUUGCAUGUUAUCUGGUCAGCAUCGAGGAGGUCAUUGCAGUUGCCGCAGUGCUGCUCGAGAGGCUAAUUCAAAUGAUGAUGCUAAUGCUAGGGCUAGCAUAUCAAGAAUUGUCAUGUUAGCCGAGGCUUUGUUUGAGGUUCUGGAUGAAAUUCACCAGCAAUCUGUUGUUCUAUCCUCUCGGCCUUCUGUAUCUUCCAUUGGAUCCGUUCCAGCACCCAAUGAAGUGGUUGACUCCCUGCCUCUGAAGAUAUUUAGUAAAUCGAGAAAGAAGACAUGCGAUGAUGCUGCACAAUGUUACAUAUGCCUUGUUGAGUAUGACGAUGGAGAUAGCAUGCGGAUACUACCUUGUCAUCAUGAAUUUCAUAGAGCGUGUAUCGAUAAAUGGCUCAAAGAAAUUCACAGGGUAUGUCCGCUUUGUAGAGGGGACAUCUGCCGACCUGACUUACUAACUGCAGGGAGUUGAUGGCACAUUGUUUCACACUUACCACUUCUAAGACCAACCGCACAUUUGACAACUGAGAGAUCUCCAUCUUGGUCAUAGUCAAGUUUAUAUCUGGAUAACGAUGGGUCACAAGCUCUGUAUUGCUGCUGGAAUUCAUCAGUUGCUCCGUAUUGAUAGUUUUGGCUUUAUAGUGACAAAAAUACCUCCUGCUUGAAGUUUUGAAGUUACACAUUGAAGGUGUUUAUUUUGAACGAGUGUUCUUUAACAUAUAUUUUCAAAAAGGGUGCUGUUUCUUUUAUUUGCA